This is a messenger RNA of Paramuricea clavata, 1124 nucleotides long. The record is from the annotation of a GenBank genome assembly. NCBI's taxonomy places the organism in Eukaryota, Metazoa, Cnidaria, Anthozoa, Malacalcyonacea, Plexauridae.
AUGGAUAGGGGCCUCUUUACUGGAGUCCUAUUCUUGGAUCUUAAAAAGGCAUUUGAUACUGUUGAUCAUUCAAUUCUAUUAGCUAAAUUAGAAAAAUAUGGCAUCCAAGGGAAAAGCCUUGAAUGGUUUAAAUCGUACCUCAAAGACAGAAAGCAGGUUUGUUCAAUUAAUGGUAAGAAAUCGUCUGCAAAUGAUAUUAACUGUGGGGUUCCACAGGGAUCGAAUGUUGGUCCCAUCCUUUUUCUUCUUUAUAUUAAUGAUCUCCCAAAUAGUUUGAAAAUGUCAAAACCUUCAAUGUUUGCUGACGAUACAAAUCUAACCUGUGUUGGACAAAGCUCGAGUGAAAUUGAAACCAAACUUAAUGAAGAGCUUGAGAAUGUCCACCGAUGGCUAACAGCAAAUAAACUUACUUUAAACGAUGAGAAAACCGAGUUCAUGCUCAUCGGCUCAAGAUCACGUAUUGCCUGUGUCCAUAAUAGCCCAGUAUUGAAACUAGGACACAGACAUAUAAAACGUGUAUACUAUAAAAAGUCUCUAGGUAUGGUCUUCAAUGAGCAGUUGAAGUGGGACAAACACAAUGAAGUUCAAAAUUCAAAUAGUAUAGCUCUGCUAAAAAGAGCUAGACCUUUCGUUCCUAGACACACAUUAAUUAAAAUGUAUAAUGUAUUUGUUUUGCCUCACUUUAAUUACUGCUCUACAAUAUGGAACGAUGGAUCUUGUACUAUAAUUAAUAAACUUUCAAAAUUAGGCUACAAAGGAGAGCUGCGCGUGUAAUUACUUCAAGUACAUGCGAUAUUCGUUCCUCCCAAAUUUUGAAAGACCUUAAUUGGAAACCAAUUGAAGAUGACUUAAAAAAUAGGGAAACUGUUAUGACAUUCAAAGUUUUAACCGGGCAAGGACCGGAUUAUUUACAGCAAUUAUUUACUGAGUGCAAUAACGAUAAUUACAGUCUAAGAAGUAAUAACACCAAAUUGACACUCCCAAAACCAAGGACUAAUUCUUUAAAAAGAAGCUUCUCAUAUAGAGCGGCAAAGUCCUGGAACGAAUUAUCUAAUGAUAUAACUGAAGAUUUCUGUGAUCUAUCAGUUAACGCUUUCAAACGGCGACUUGAUAAAACCGCUUAA